AUGUCCGCAAGAUCAGUUCAGCAUUCUGAGGAAAUGCCGUUAAGCAUCAACAAAGCUGUAAAAGAUCAGCCAGAUGUUGACAAAUUGUCGAGACAACGGAGUGGGGGAAUGCUAACUGACAAAAUUGCUGGAUAUCAUUUGCUAGAAUGGGAUGAGAUUUGUCAUUGGCAGCAGGACAAUGAAUACAUAUUAUCUGGAUAUCGACCUACAUCCGACUCUCUCCUGAAGUCUCUCGGGAGCUUGGGUCAUGUACACAACGAGACAAGUAAAACAUAUCUUUCCGAGCAAUCAAGCCACAACUGA
Sclerotinia borealis F-4128 is the source of this 303-nucleotide messenger RNA. NCBI's taxonomy places the organism in Eukaryota, Fungi, Ascomycota, Leotiomycetes, Helotiales, Sclerotiniaceae. The record is from the annotation of a GenBank genome assembly.